GUCUGGAGUUGAACAUCGAAGAAAACGGCAGCAAAACCGAAAACUGCUCCUCGAGAACCGUGAACUUUUUGAAGGGACUGUGUGAGAGCAGCCAGGAAUCCAAUCAGACACACAAACACUCAAAGACAUUUACACACAUACACUGACACUGACACGCACACAACCGAAUCGGUCGCCUGUACGAACACACCCUCUCGCACACACAUGCACUCGUGUACAUAUAGCUUACAUAAAGUCUAAGGAAAAAUCGAUAGGAGUGCAUUAAUAAUUCAGCGAAAAUAGAAGAGGAAAAGGUCUCGAGCAAAAAUCUUCAAGUAGUUCGAGUUUUCCGCUUUGGCUAACGGUGAAGAAAAGUUCCGAGUCGCGUGAAAAAUAUGACUAAUCUGCAGUGACGACACACGCCGCUUACACAAUUUCUCUACACCAAUUAAUCGCUGAAAUCAAUCCAAGACGGGCAUUUUCCCACUGGCAAUUGUGAAAAAAUGGUCACCGAAAAUGGAGCUCAGGGCGAUGGAAACACUUCCUUUCUGCGCGCCGCUCGUGCCGGAAAUCUGGAGCGCGUGCUCGAGCAUUUGAAGAACAACAUUGACAUAAACACCAGCAAUGCGAAUGGCUUGAAUGCCCUGCACCUGGCCUCCAAGGAUGGACACAUCCACGUCGUCUCGGAACUCCUUCGUCGGGGAGCGAUUGUGGACAGUGCCACCAAGAAGGGAAACACCGCCCUGCACAUCGCCUCAUUGGCUGGACAGGAGGAGGUGGUGAAGCUACUGCUGGAGCACAAUGCCUCCGUGAAUGUGCAAUCCCAGAAUGGAUUCACUCCACUCUACAUGGCCGCGCAGGAGAACCACGAUGCGGUGGUGCGUCUGCUUCUGUCCAACGGAGCCAACCAGAGUCUGGCCACCGAGGAUGGCUUCACCCCACUGGCGGUGGCCAUGCAGCAGGGCCAUGACAAAGUGGUAGCUGUCCUCCUCGAGAGUGAUACUCGUGGCAAGGUCAGGCUCCCGGCACUGCACAUUGCCGCCAAAAAGGACGACGUCAAGGCAGCGACUCUGCUUCUCGAUAAUGACCACAAUCCGGACGUGACUUCCAAGUCGGGCUUCACCCCGCUGCACAUUGCUUCCCACUAUGGUAACCAGAACAUCGCCAACCUGCUCAUCCAGAAGGGCGCCGAUGUCAACUACUCGGCCAAGCACAACAUCAGUCCGCUGCAUGUGGCCGCCAAGUGGGGCAAGACCAACAUGGUGUCCCUGCUCCUGGAGAAAGGUGGCAACAUCGAGGCCAAGACCCGCGACGGACUUACUCCGCUCCAUUGCGCCGCUCGUUCCGGUCACGAGCAAGUGGUGGACAUGCUACUCGAACGUGGAGCUCCCAUCUCGGCCAAGACCAAGAAUGGCUUGGCACCCCUCCAUAUGGCCGCCCAGGGUGAGCAUGUGGAUGCUGCCCGCAUCCUACUGUACCAUCGUGCACCCGUCGAUGAGGUGACAGUGGACUAUCUGACUGCCCUUCAUGUGGCCGCCCACUGUGGUCAUGUUAGGGUGGCCAAGUUGCUACUGGAUCGAAAUGCCGAUGCCAAUGCAAGGGCAUUGAAUGGAUUCACACCACUGCACAUUGCGUGCAAGAAGAACCGCUUGAAGGUGGUGGAGCUGCUGUUGCGACAUGGUGCCAGCAUUAGUGCCACCACAGAGAGUGGACUUACGCCGCUCCAUGUGGCCGCCUUCAUGGGCUGCAUGAACAUUGUCAUCUAUCUGCUGCAGCACGACGCCAGUCCCGAUGUGCCCACUGUGCGCGGCGAGACGCCACUCCAUCUGGCCGCCAGAGCCAACCAGACCGACAUCAUUCGCAUCCUGCUGCGCAAUGGCGCCCAGGUGGACGCACGUGCUCGGGAGCAACAGACGCCGCUGCACAUCGCCUCGCGUCUAGGAAAUGUGGACAUCGUAAUGCUACUGCUGCAACAUGGCGCCCAGGUGGACGCCACCACCAAGGACAUGUACACGGCACUGCACAUCGCAGCCAAGGAGGGCCAGGAUGAGGUGGCCGCUGUGCUAAUUGAGAACGGCGCCGCCUUGGAUGCCGCCACCAAGAAGGGAUUCACGCCACUUCAUUUGACGGCCAAGUAUGGACACAUUAAGGUGGCACAGCUGCUGCUCCAAAAGGAGGCGGAUGUGGAUGCGCAGGGCAAGAACGGUGUCACUCCAUUGCAUGUGGCGUGCCACUACAACAACCAGCAGGUUGCCCUGUUGCUGCUGGAGAAGGGUGCCAGUCCACAUGCCACGGCCAAGAAUGGACACACACCGCUGCAUAUUGCCGCAAGGAAGAACCAGAUGGACAUAGCUACUACUCUAUUGGAAUAUGGCGCUUUGGCCAAUGCCGAGAGCAAGGCCGGAUUCACUCCACUGCAUUUGAGCAGCCAGGAGGGUCAUGCCGAGAUCUCCAAUCUGCUGAUCGAGCACAAGGCCGCCGUCAAUCAUCCGGCCAAGAAUGGUCUAACGCCCAUGCAUCUGUGCGCCCAGGAGGAUAAUGUGAAUGUGGCCGAGAUUCUGGAGAAGAACGGCGCCAACAUCGACAUGGCCACCAAGGCUGGCUAUACCCCAUUGCAUGUGGCCUCGCAUUUUGGCCAGGCCAACAUGGUGCGUUUCUUGCUCCAGAAUGGCGCAAAUGUGGAUGCGGCCACAUCCAUUGGCUACACUCCGCUCCAUCAGACUGCCCAGCAGGGUCAUUGUCAUAUUGUGAAUCUCCUGCUGGAGCACAAGGCCAAUGCCAAUGCCCAAACGGUCAAUGGACAGACGCCAUUGCACAUUGCGCGCAAGCUGGGCUACAUAAGUGUCCUGGACUCGUUGAAAACCAUCACUAAGGAGGAUGAGGCAGCUGCUGCUCCAGCCCAAACGGAGGAGAAGUACCGCGUGGUGGCGCCCGAGGCCAUGCACGAGUCCUUCAUGUCCGACUCCGAGGAAGAGGGCGGCGAAGACAAUAUGCUAUCAGAUCAACCAUACCGCUAUUUGACCGUUGAUGAAAUGAAAUCCCUAGGCGACGACUCGCUGCCCAUCGAUGUAACCCGUGAUGAGCGCAUGGACUCCAACCGGAUGACCCAGAGCACCGAGUACGCCUCUGGAGUUCCGCCCACCAUUGGUGAGGAGGUGAUCAGUCCACACAAGAGCCAGGUGUACGGCAGUUCACCCAAGGCCACCGUGGAUGGAGUUUACAUUGCCAAUGGAUCUGGUCUUGAUGAGCCGCCGCAUGUGGGUCGCAAGUUAAGCUGGAAGAGCUUCUUGGUGUCCUUCCUGGUGGAUGCCCGUGGAGGAGCGAUGCGCGGCUGCCGGCACAGUGGCGUCCGCAUGAUCAUACCCUCGAGGUCCACUUGUCAGCCAACCAGGGUAACCUGUCGCUAUGUGAAGCCGCAGCGCACCAUGCAUCCGCCCCAGUUGAUGGAGGGCGAGGCCUUGGCCAGUCGUGUCCUGGAGCUGGGUCCUUGCUCCACCAAGUUCAUUGGGCCCGUGGUCAUGGAGGUGCCGCACUUUGCCUCGCUGCGCGGCAAGGAGCGCGAGAUCAUCAUACUGCGAUCAGACAAUGGAGAAACAUGGCGGGAGCACACCAUCGAUAACUCCGAGGAGAUCAUACACGAUGUCCUGCAGCAGUGCUUUGAGCCAGAGGAGAUUGCCCAACUUGAGGAGCAGGCUGGCAACCAUGUGUGCAGAUUCGUCACCUAUGACUUCCCUCAGUAUUUCGCCGUUGUAUCACGCAUACGUCAGGAGGUCCAUGCCAUUGGACCGGAGGGCGGCAUGGUGUCCAGCACCGUGGUGCCACAGGUGCAGGCCGUCUUCCCACAGGGAGCCCUCACCAAGAAGAUCAAAGUUGGCUUACAGGCCCAACCGGUCGAUCCUGACCUCACGGCGAAGCUAUUGGGUCGCGGCGUGGCCGUAUCCCCAAUUGUUACGGUCGAGCCGCGUCGCCGUAAAUUCCACAAGGCCAUCACACUCAGCAUGCCCGCGCCCAAGGCUCACAGCCAGGGUAUGAUCAACCAGUACUCGGGCAAUACGCCCACCCUGCGUCUGCUAUGCUCCAUUACAGGCGGACCAUCUCGUGCUCAAUGGGAGGAUGUCACCGGUUCCACGCCCCUGACAUUUGUCAACGACUGUGUCUCCUUUACCACCACAGUAUCAGCUCGUUUCUGGCUGAUGGAUUGCCGCAACAUCUCGGAUGCCACCAAAAUGGCCACUGAACUGUACAAGGAAGUCAUCCAUGUGCCGUUCAUUGCCAAGUUUGUGGUAUUCGCCAAGAAGAUAGAACCAUUCGAAGCGAGACUCCGGGUCUUCUGCAUGACCGACGAUCGUGAGGAUAAAACCCUGGAGAAGCAUGAGCUCUACACGGAAGUGGCCAAGAGCCGUGAUGUCGAGGUCCUCGAGGGCAAGCCGCAGUUCAUCGAGAUGGCUGGCAAUCUAGUGCCUGUGACCAAAUCGGGCGACCAGCUCCAGGUGCAAUUCAAGGCCUUCCGAGAGAACCGCCUGCCGUUUACUGUACGAGUCAAGGAUCAACAUGCUGAUAUUGUUGGACGCACGUUGUUCAUGAAGGAACCCAAGGUGGCCAAGGGCGAGCCACCGCAACAGCCCAUCUGCAUUCUGAACAUCGUUCUCCCAGAGGCUGUAAUUCCCGAUUCUACAACCGCGUUUUCGGACCGCGUCACCUCCGCUUACAGGACCUCAAUGUUCAGCUUGAGCAAGCAUCAAAAUGACCAUUACAUUGGUGACAUCCGCAUCGUCGAUCUAUCCAACCUGUUGGGUAAGGAUUGGAUUCAGCUGGCCCCGGAGAUCGGCAUCAAUGGGGAGGAGAUCGAUGAGAUCAUCAACCACAACACAGAUAGCAUUGCCAGGCAGGCACAGAGCAUGAUUCGCCUAUAUAAGGACAAACCAAACUACGAUAUUCUUUCGCUGGAAACGGCACUCAAAAAUAUUGGACGAGACGACAUCAUGAAAAAGUGCAAAAGUGGACGACUAUCGCAUUCGCGUGAGUUCGAUGAGGCGGACCUAAUGAAGAACUCGGAGUCCGUGGAGGAAUUGGUUCGCAGAGAAAGCAAGCGAAUCCAGCAAAUUAACGAACGCGAAGAAGUCAAAUACUCUGCUGAGGAGAAGGAGGUCGAGGAAUCGGAGUCCGAUGAGGAAGCUGCCAAGCGAACAGUAGCGGAACGACGGGAAAAGAUUGUGAAGCGUCUGUCCAUGGAACGAUCCAUUCCUGCCUCAACCCAAAAGAAAGAGAUCACCCGCGAAAUAACCGAGAUCAAGCGAAAGAGUCUCAUCGAGGACAAGAAGGCUCACCAUGAGUCCGAAAUUCUAAUGCAACUGCCUGCCGAUAACGUGAUUAUCAAGACAACAACUGUUCCCGACCAAGUCAUUAAGAUGAAGAUGGGCAAGAUGGACUCAACCGAGAUAAGCAAGAGCGAGUUCGACAAGGAACUCACGCACAAGUUCAGGACAUCCGGGCGUAGUUCAGAGGAGGAAGACCAGCCAUCGUCUCCGGAUCAGACUGACAAGAUUGUCCAGGACAUUAGUGCUGCCGAGAAGAAGGAGAAGGAUGGCGUUACCUUCAGCCGAGUGACGACAAUAACCCGCCAAGAGGCUCGCGACAUUACCGAAGACUUCUUAGAGAUUGAGAAGCGCAGCCAACUGCCGGCUACAUCCACAAACGCAACAGUUCAUGAGAAGUUCGUUGAGGAGAUCAAGGAGAAGACCAGCCCUCUGGCUUCGGUGCCGCAAGAAACCGUCAAGGAGGUGCAGCAAGUCAUUAGCGAGGUCACCGAAAUAGCCAGCAAGAAGGUUGAAAACAUUAUUAGCUCCUUUGAGAGUACCAAGUCUGUAGAAGCUACUCCAGUUCUGCCCACACAGUUGUCUGUCGAAUCAACGAAGGUUAGCGAGACCAUUAAGAACCUGGAGGAUUCUAAGACCGUGUCCGCGGAGCAAUCGAAGACUGUCCAUGUUAUCGAGAGCUCUAGUAUCGAGGAGACAAUUGCCGAAUUCGAAGCCAAGAAGGUCAAAUAUGACUUCCAUGGCGGUGAGCCUAAGACACAGAUCCCUAAGUUCACGCGGAAGCCUAGCGAUGAUACGAUGAAGCCCACUGCAGCUCCACGUGCUACAGUUGAAUGCGAAACCGAAUCGGUCAUUGAGACUAAGGCCGAAAAACCAAUCUCAAAGAUUCCAGUCAAGACAAUACCAACCGAAGCUCAGAAGGUGGUCGAAGUAGAUGCACGUAAGAUCACUCAAGACUUCCUGCAGGGUGAGAAACUGGCAUCUGAGCCCAAACCAUCUCCAGCAGCCAGCAAGAUACCCAAGGUGGAGCCGAGAAAAUCAGUGGAUAAGCAGGUCGAACGGGAAUCAAAAAUCUUGGACGAUGUUGUUGCCUCUACGGCCACCAUUAUGACCGCUGGACUAGGUAGUGAGCAGUUCAAAGAACAAAUCGUUGAGCAUUCUGAAAUUGUCGCCAAAUCCGAGACAGUCGCGGAAAAGGUCAGCGAACUGCUAGAAACAUUCCACAAAAUCGAGGAGAAGGUCGCCAAAUCGGAGAAGACCGCGGAAAUAUCCAGCAAAGUGGAGGAGCUAGUUAAAAUCGAGGACAAACCUCUCUCACAAUUGCAGCCCAAGGAGGAUAAGGUGGCUGAAAAGGUUGCUGAAUUUAUCGAAACAUUCCACAAAAUCGAGGAGCAGAUCACCACUGCCGAUGCCCACCAGCUCACUCGUGAUUUUCUGAGCAUGGAGCAACAAACCCAAUUGCCAAGCAUGCCACAAGCUGCUGAGAAGCCCCUCGAAUCCAGUUUGACAUCCACAAGUGCUUCGGAACCAGAAUCAUUUGUUACAGUGAAGUCCUCACCGCCAGCGAGUAAGAUACCUGUAGUGGAACCCAGGAAAAUCGUUUUCGAAGAAACCACAAAGCCUCUGGUCGAGCCUGAGCCAGUGAAGACCACUGAAAAGAAGCCUCUCAACGAGCGACAACUAACCGCUGAUUUCUUGAACAUGGAGCAGCAAACACAGCUGGUCUCCGAGCCUGCCAAGUCGUUGGUAAAAGAGGUGGUGAAGUCAGCCGAGCAAAUGGUAGAACAACCGAAACAGCAAAAACCCCUGAGUGAACGUCAACUUACAGAGGACUUCCUGCUUAUGGAACAGCAGACACAGCUGCCUACAGACAUUUUCAAGGCAACGGAUAAGCUGAUCGAUGGCAUUGAGUCUGCAGCACCAGUUGGAGAUCAAGCUUCGCCGUUCCACACGCCCAAGUUGACCACCAGUGUGGUGACCCAGGAGCCACAGUCACUGGCGAGCGAAUAUGGUAGUGACACGUUUGGCAAACAGGCCACCAUGCCGCUAGGAGAUUCAUUGUUGGAGCAGGGACUCAUUGCACCAGUAUCCAUGGAGCCACGAAAGUCACUGACCGAUGCCGAGUUCUGCAAAUCGGUGGGCGAAACAAUCACCAAGAAGAUGAGCGUGGGAGUAAUCGAAAUAAGUGAUGAGCUCAAGAAAAUAGAGAGCGAAAUCCCACACUCCCAGACUCCGCCACCAACACCGAGUGACAACAAAACCGACAAGCAGAACGAAGAGCCUGAACUGAUCAGCCUAGAACGUGAUUAUCUGGCCGACACUGUGACCACCCUGCAUACGACUACAGAGUCGACCCUCGAACGCGUUUCUGCCAUUACCAAAAUUGAGCACUUCAGUGUUCAUAAUGUAAAAUCCGAAACCUUUACAAGAACAGAUGAACCUGAUAAGCUGCUCCAUAGUGUGGUAGCUCCCCCCGAUAUUCAGAAAUUGUACUCACAAGACACUACCUCAUUUACAGAAAUGAGUACAAGUAGUCAAACACCGAAGAUGACAACAACGACGACCAUGACAGCACAAAUAGAUCGCACCAAAGUAGAUUUGACUAUUUCUGGGCAAGAUCAGCAUAAACAUAAGGAUCUCAAGGAGCAGUCAGCAGUAGAUGUAGAUGCAAAAACAGAGGCAGAGAAGAUUGCCAGUGAUAGGGAUUAUUUAGAACAAAUUAUGGGCUGUGGUGAUGUGAGACGCAAGAUUAUGCGUUUGGAGAGCAGUGGCAGCACCGAAUCAUUGGAGUCCAUGGGCAAGUCAUCCACUGUGACACCCAAAUAUAUAGGCGACAAUGUGCCAGUGGUGCGAGAGGUGGUGCGGAGUAUGGAGGAUAAGAUCUGCAGUACAGUGGUGUCGGCCAUUCCAUUUGCCGUACAAAAACGGAAGACCCAUGAAGAUGACAAGGAACCCAAUGUAGUAGAGCUAGAAAAGCAAAUACUUACGCCAGCAGAUUUGGCCCUGGAAAAGCUAAUCAAAUGUGAGCCACCCUCUGAGGUGGUAAAAAUUUCACCCAUCGAGGCCAUGGCUGUUGGCCUUAAAGAGAUUGACGAAGAGGUUUGUGAAAAGGUUUGCGAGAAGCGCAAGUCCUUUGUGGUAGCUGAAGACUUUUGUGAAACGGAUAAGACUUUAACUGAACAGGUAAUAGAUUUAAAUAGGCAAGUAGACCAGGUACCUGCAAGGAUUUUAACUGAAACUAUUGAAAAGCAUUUAGACUUAGAAGAUAGGGACAUCCUUGAAGCUUCACCAACGGUUAGGGAAGUUGUGCAGGACAUUGAACGCAAAUAUCCUGCGGCUAGUUUAGAGGCCAAACCUUUUAGUCCACGCAAGCGGGUAACACCAGACCGUAAGGUUGAUGUUUCGUCCAUAGAGCAGCUGAUUUUAAGCGACGCCGAUUUGAUUUUAGAUGGUUUGGGCUCUAAGUGUAUACCAGAACAAAAGGUACAGUCGCCCAUUUCUUCCAUGAACAAGACGAGCAGCAGUACUGAAAACCUAGAAGACAUAUGCGAAAAAAAAUGCUCAAAGCGCACAAUCUCAGAUAUGGCAAAGGUCUUUGAAAGAAAAGAAGACCCAAUAACUUUACCAUCUAUUACAAAUGUAAAGUCGACAACUGCCAAGUUCCUUGAGUGCGAGUCAGGGAAGUUCGCUAUUACGGAUAGUAUUCAGGAUUUUAAUGCCAAGAGUAGUUUAAAUGAAGAAGUAGCUGGGAUUGAAAAAGUUCAACAUAGAUUUUUAGCAGAUUGUGAUACACAAGAAUUUCCAAUAGAAACGAUUAUGGAUACAAAAUUCGUAGAAUUCCCAAAAAUUUCACACACCCUCGAACGAUUACAUUCCAUUUCGAAAACUGACCUUGCGGAUACUAAGAAAAUCGUCCACGAAUCUAGUGAAUUCGAAUCAAAACUAGAUAAACUUGUGCACAAAAUAGAACAAAAAGAUAACCAAAACCCUGAUUUUGAACACAAUGUAAAGUUUCCCACUCUGGACAAUUUAGAUGAGUUUCAGACACAGAAGAACUUGACCUCUGAACUUGUUACAGUGACGGAUAACUCGGAGAAUAAAUUUCCAACUGAAGGAAAAUCUUAUUUAGGUAAAGAACCAAUUGAAAGCGAUAGCGACGAGGAGUUGGACAAUUUGAAAAAGAAAAGCAAGCUUAACCUUUUAUCGAAAAUUGAGCACUCAUCCUAUUUUGAUACAACAAAGAUCGUCAAGAGCACAGAAAGUAGAGAAAUAACGAAAUUUCCAAUGGCGAACGAUAGCAAGUCAGGAGACACAUUUUACUCUGGAGAAAAAGCAGAAUACAUUCAUUCCACUAAAACAAUAUCAGACAAACACGACCAGUCAUUUAGCCACAAAACUUCGUUGGUAACUUCAGAUAAAGGUAGUGCAGAUAAUUCUCACAUUAGUUUGGAAGAAAAACCGAAGUCGCCUGAGGAGAAGGACGAAAAGGUCCUAGCGAAACCAGACGACAGUUCCCAGUCAGUUAUUGAGACUGUAAAGCCAAGUCCCAAAGCAUAUUCGGACGACGAAUCUGAUGACGAAAUAGAUACACCCAAACCACAAGACAAACUUAUUAGCCAGCCAACUUCUUUGGUAACUUCUGUGACUGGUAGUGAGGAUAAGUCUCCUCUUCAUGCCGAAGAAAAACCGAAGUCGCCUGAGAAGAAAGACGAAAUGGUCCUAGCUAAACCAGACGACAGUUUCAAAUCAGUCAUUGAGACUGUUAAGCCAAGUCCAAAAGAAUAUUCGGACGACGAAUCUGAUGACGAUAUAGAUAUUCCCAAACCACAAGACAAACCUAUUAGCCAGCCAACUUCUUUGGUAACUUCUGUAAUAGGUAGUGGGGAUAAGUCUGCUCUUCAUGCCGAAGAAAAACCGAAGUCGCCUGAGAAGAAAGACGAAAAGGUCCUAGCUAAACCAGACGACAGUUUCAAAUCAGUCAUUGAGACUGUUAAGCCAAGUCCAAAAGAAUAUUCGGACGACGAAUCUGAUUACGAGAUAGAUAUUCCCAAACCACAAGACAAACCUAUUAAGAAGCCUUUAAGUGAACCAAUGCCAAUAGUGACACCCUUCAGUAGUUUCCAUGACGUAAUGUCCAAAGAAGUUAUUUCCUUUAAGGCAGAAGAAAGUUCAACAACAAUUCAAUCAAAUGUUAAGUUCGCAAGCACUACUAUUACAACAGAAGAUACCAAUAUAGUUAUACCGAUUGACUCCCUUUCAAACUUAAAAGACGAUAAGAUCCCAUCCUCAGUAGAUGAAAAACCAAAGUCACCAAGAGAGUCAGGGAAGACUAUUUUAAAAGAGCUUUCGGACGAUAAAAGUGAGAAGGAGUUUGGAAUUACUAAGACUCACGACAAGUCUGAUAGCCACACAAUUUCUUGGGUAACUUCUGUAGCAGAUAUUGGGGGAAAAUCUCCUCCUCAUCCUGAAGAAAAACAUAAGUCGCCUGAGAAGAAGGACGAAAAGGUCCUAGCGAAACCAGACGACAGUUCGCAGUCAGUCAUUGAGACUGUUAAGCCAAGUCCGAAAGAAUAUUCAGACGACGAAUCUGAUGACGAAAUAGAUAUUCCCAAACAACAAGACAAAACUAUUAGCCAGCCAACUUCUUUGGUAACUUCUGUAAUAGGUAGUGGGGAUAAGUCUGCUCUUCAUGCCGAAGAAAAACCGAAGUCGCCUGAGAAGAAAGACGAAAAGGUCCUAGCUAAACCAGACGACAGUUUCAAAUCAGUCAUUGAGACUGUUAAGCCAAGUCCAAAAGAAUAUUCGGACGACGAAUCUGAUUACGAGAUAGAUAUUCCCAAACCACAAGACAAACCUAUUAGCCAGCCAACUUCUUUGGUAACUUCUGUAACAGGUAGUGGGGAUAAGUCUGCUCUUCAUACCGAAGAAAAACCGAAGUCGCCUGAGAAGAAAGACGAAAAGGUCCUAGCUAAACCAGACGACAGUUUCAAAUCAGUCAUUGAGACUGUUAAGCCAAGUCCCAAAGAUUAUUCAGACGACGAAUCUGAUGACGAAAUAGAUAUUCCAAAACCGCAAGACAAACCUAUUAGCCAGCCAACUUCUUUGGUAACUUCUGUGACUGAUAAUGGGGGAAAAUCUCCUCUUCAUCCUGAAGAAAAACAGAAGUCGCCUGAGAAGAAGGACGAAAAGAUCCUAGCGAAACCAGACGACAGUUCGCAGUCAGUCAUUGAGACUGUUAAGCCCAGUCCGAAAGAAUAUUCAGACGACGAAUCUGAUGACGAAAUAGAUAUUCCCAAACAACAAGACAAAACUAUUAGCCAGCCAACUUCUUUGGUAACUUCUGUAACAGGUAGUGGGGAUAAGUCUGCUCUUCAUACCGAAGAAAAACCGAAGUCGCCUGAGAAGAAAGACGAAAUGGUCCUAGCUAAACCAGACGACAGUUUCAAAUCAGUCAUUGAGACUGUUAAGCCAAGUCCAAAAGAAUAUUCGGACGACGAAUCUGAUUACGAGAUAGAUAUUCCCAAACCACAAGACAAACCUAUUAGCCAGCCAACUUCUUUGGUAACUUCUGUGACUGGUAGGGAGGAUAAGUCUCCUCUUCAUGCCGAAGAAAAACCGAAGUCGCCUGAGAAGAAAGACGAAAUGGUCCUAGCUAAACCAGACGACAGUUUCAAAUCAGUCAUUGAGACUGUUAAGCCAAGUCCAAAAGAAUAUUCGGACGACGAAUCUGAUGACGAUAUAGAUAUUCCCAAACCACAAGACAAACCUAUUAGCCAGCCAACUUCUUUGGUAACUUCUGUAACAGGUAGUGGGGAUAAGUCUGCUCUUCAUGCCGAAGAAAAACCGAAGUCGCCUGAGAAGAAAGACGAAAUGGUCCUAGCUAAACCAGACGACAGUUUCAAAUCAGUCAUUGAGACUGUUAAGCCAAGUCCAAAAGAAUAUUCGGACGACGAAUCUGAUGACGAUAUAGAUAUUCCCAAACCACAAGACAAACCUAUUAGCCAGCCAACUUCUUUGGUAACUUCUGUGACUGGUAGGGAGGAUAAGUCUCCUCUUCAUGCCGAAGAAAAACCGAAGUCGCCUGAGAAGAAAGACGAAAUGGUCCUAGCUAAACCAGACGACAGUUUCAAAUCAGUCAUUGAGACUGUUAAGCCAAGUCCAAAAGAAUAUUCGGACGACGAAUCUGAUUACGAGAUAGAUAUUCCCAAACCGCAAGACAAACCUAUUAGCCAGCCAACUUCUUUGGUAACUUCUGUGACUGGUAGGGAGGAUAAGUCUUCUCUUCAUACUGAAGAAAAACCGAAGUCCCCUGAGAAGAAGGACAUUAAGCCCAGUCUAGUGGAAUAUUCCGACAAUGAAGGCGAUGCCAAAAUUGAGUGUCCUAAGCCCCAAGAGAAGCCUUUAAGUGAACCAAUUCCAAUAGUGACACCCUUCAGUAGUUUCCAUGACGUAAUGUCCAAAGAAGUUAUUUCCUUUAAGGCAGAAGAAAGUUCAACAACAAUUCAAUCAAAUGUUAAGUUCGCAAGCACUACUAUUACAACAGAAGAUACCAAGAUAGUUAUACCGAUUGACUCCCUUUCAAACUUAAAAGACCAUAAGAUCCCAUCCUCAGUAGAUGAAAAACCAAAGUCACCAAGAGAGUCAGGGAAGACUAUUUUAAAAGAGCUUUCAGACGAUGAAAGUGAGAAGGAGUUUGGAAUUACUAAGCCUCACGAAAAGUCUGAUAGCCACCCAAUAUCUUUGGUAACUUCUGUAGCAGAUAAUGGGGGAAAAUCUCCUCUUCAUCCUGAAGAAAAACAGAAGUCGCCUGAGAAGAAGGACGAAAAGAUCCUAGCGAAACCAGACGACAGUUCGCAGUCAGUCAUUGAGACUGUUAAGCCAAGUCCGAAAGAAUAUUCAGACGACGAAUCUGAUGACGAAAUAGAUAUUCCCAAACAACAAGACAAAACUAUUAGCCAGCCAACUUCUUUGGUAACUUCUGUAACAGGUAGUGGGGAUAAGUCUGCUCUUCAUACCGAAGAAAAACCGAAGUCGCCUGAGAAGAAAGACGAAAUGGUCCUAGCUAAACCAGACGACAGUUUCAAAUCAGUCAUUGAGACUGUUAAGCCAAGUCCAAAAGAAUAUUCGGACGACGAAUCUGAUUACGAGAUAGAUAUUCCCAAACCACAAGACAAACCUAUUAGCCAGCCAACUUCUUUGGUAACUUCUGUGACUGGUAGGGAGGAUAAGUCUCCUCUUCAUGCCGAAGAAAAACCGAAGUCGCCUGAGAAGAAAGACGAAAUGGUCCUAGCUAAACCAGACGACAGUUUCAAAUCAGUCAUUGAGACUGUUAAGCCAAGUCCAAAAGAAUAUUCGGACGACGAAUCUGAUGACGAUAUAGAUAUUCCCAAACCACAAGACAAACCUAUUAGCCAGCCAACUUCUUUGGUAACUUCUGUAACAGGUAGUGGGGAUAAGUCUGCUCUUCAUGCCGAAGAAAAACCGAAGUCGCCUGAGAAGAAAGACGAAAUGGUCCUAGCUAAACCAGACGACAGUUUCAAAUCAGUCAUUGAGACUGUUAAGCCAAGUCCAAAAGAAUAUUCGGACGACGAAUCUGAUGACGAUAUAGAUAUUCCCAAACCACAAGACAAACCUAUUAGCCAGCCAACUUCUUUGGUAACUUCUGUAACAGGUAGUGGGGAUAAGUCUGCUCUUCAUACUGAAGAAAAACAGAAGUCGCCUGAGAAGAAGGACGAAAAGAUCCUAGCGAAACCAGACGACAGUUCGCAGUCAGUCAUUGAGACUGUUAAGCCAAGUCCGAAAGAAUAUUCAGACGACGAAUCUGAUGACGAAAUAGAUAUUCCCAAACAACAAGACAAAACUAUUAGCCAGCCAACUUCUUUGGUAACUUCUGUAACAGGUAGUGGGGAUAAGUCUGCUCUUCAUACCGAAGAAAAACCGAAGUCGCCUGAGAAGAAAGACGAAAUGGUCCUAGCUAAACCAGACGACAGUUUCAAAUCAGUCAUUGAGACUGUUAAGCCAAGUCCAAAAGAAUAUUCAGACGACGAAUCUGAUGACGAAAUAGAUAUUCCAAAACCGCAAGACAAACCUAUUAGCCAGCCAACUUCUUUGGUAACUUCUGUGACUGGUAGGGAGGAUAAGUCUCCUCUUCAUACUGAAGAAAAACCGAAGUCCCCUGAGAAGAAGGACCAUAAGAUCCCAUCCUCAGUAGAUGAAAAACCAAAGUCACCAAGAGAGUCAGGGAAGACUAUUUUAAAAGAGCUUUCAGACGAUGAAAGUGAGAAGGAGUUUGGAAUUACUAAGCCUCACGAAAAGUCUGAUAGCCACCCAAUAUCUUUGGUAACUUCUGUAGCAGAUAAUGGGGGAAAAUCUCCUCUUCAUCCUGAAGAAAAACCGAAGUCGCCUGAGAAGAAAGACGAAAUGGUCCUAGCUAAACCAGACGACAGUUUCAAAUCAGUCAUUGAGACUGUUAAGCCAAGUCCAAAAGAAUAUUCGGACGACGAAUCUGAUGACGAUAUAGAUAUUCCCAAACCACAAGACAAACCUAUUAGCCAGCCAACUUCUUUGGUAACUUCUGUAACAGGUAGUGGGGAUAAGUCUGCUCUUCAUACUGAAGAAAAACAGAAGUCGCCUGAGAAGAAGGACGAAAAGAUCCUAGCGAAACCAGACGACAGUUCGCAGUCAGUCAUUGAGACUGUUAAGCCAAGUCCGAAAGAAUAUUCAGACGACGAAUCUGAUGACGAAAUAGAUAUUCCCAAACAACAAGACAAAACUAUUAGCCAGCCAACUUCUUUGGUAACUUCUGUAACAGGUAGUGGGGAUAAGUCUGCUCUUCAUACCGAAGAAAAACCGAAGUCGCCUGAGAAGAAAGACGAAAUGGUCCUAGCUAAACCAGACGACAGUUUCAAAUCAGUCAUUGAGACUGUUAAGCCAAGUCCAAAAGAAUAUUCAGACGACGAAUCUGAUGACGAAAUAGAUAUUCCAAAACCGCAAGACAAACCUAUUAGCCAGCCAACUUCUUUGGUAACUUCUGUGACUGGUAGGGAGGAUAAGUCUCCUCUUCAUACUGAAGAAAAACCGAAGUCCCCUGAGAAGAAGGACAUUAAGCCCAGUCUAGUGGAAUAUUCCGACAAUGAAGGCGAUGCCAAAAUUGAGUGUCCUAAGCCCCAAGAGAAGCCUUUAAGUGAACCAAUUCCAAUAGUGACACCCUUCAGUAGUUUCCAUGACGUAAUGUCCAAAGAAGUUAUUUCCUUUAAGGCAGAAGAAAGUUCAACAACAAUUCAAUCAAAUGUUAAGUUCGCAAGCACUACUAUUACAACAGAAGAUACCAAGAUAGUUAUACCGAUUGACUCCCUUUCAAACUUAAAAGACCAUAAGAUCCCAUCCUCAGUAGAUGAAAAACCAAAGUCACCAAGAGAGUCAGGGAAGACUAUUUUAAAAGAGCUUUCAGACGAUGAAAGUGAGAAGGAGUUUGGAAUUACUAAGCCUCACGAAAAGUCUGAUAGCCACCCAAUAUCUUUGGUAACUUCUGUAGCAGAUAAUGGGGGAAAAUCUCCUCUUCAUCCUGAAGAAAAACAGAAGUCGCCUGAGAAGAAGGACGAAAAGAUCCUAGCGAAACCAGACGACAGUUCGCAGUCAGUCAUUGAGACUGUUAAGCCAAGUCCGAAAGAAUAUUCAGACGACGAAUCUGAUGACGAAAUAGAUAUUCCCAAACAACAAGACAAAACUAUUAGCCAGCCAACUUCUUUGGUAACUUCUAUAACAGGUAGUGGGGAUAAGUCUGCUCUUCAUACCGAAGAAAAACCGAAGUCGCCUGAGAAGAAAGACGAAAUGGUCCUAGCUAAACCAGACGACAGUUUCAAAUCAGUCAUUGAGACUGUUAAGCCAAGUCCAAAAGAAUAUUCGGACGACGAAUCUGAUUACGAGAUAGAUAUUCCCAAACCACAAGACAAACCUAUUAGCCAGCCAACUUCUUUGGUAACUUCUGUGACUGGUAGGGAGGAUAAGUCUCCUCUUCAUGCCGAAGAAAAACCGAAGUCGCCUGAGAAGAAAGACGAAAUGGUCCUAGCUAAACCAGACGACAGUUUCAAAUCAGUCAUUGAGACUGUUAAGCCAAGUCCAAAAGAAUAUUCGGACGACGAAUCUGAUGACGAUAUAGAUAUUCCCAAACCACAAGACAAACCUAUUAGCCAGCCAACUUCUUUGGUAACUUCUGUAACAGGUAGUGGGGAUAAGUCUGCUCUUCAUGCCGAAGAAAAACCGAAUUCGCCUGAGAAGAAAGACGAAAUGGUCCUAGCUAAACCAGACGACAGUUUCAAAUCAGUCAUUGAGACUGUUAAGCCAAGUCCAAAAGAAUAUUCGGACGACGAAUCUGAUGACGAUAUAGAUAUUCCCAAACCACAAGACAAACCUAUUAGCCAGCCAACUUCUUUGGUAACUUCUGUGACUGGUAGGGAGGAUAAGUCUCCUCUUCAUGCCGAAGAAAAACCGAAGUCGCCUGAGAAGAAAGACGAAAUGGUCCUAGCUAAACCAGACGACAGUUUCAAAUCAGUCAUUGAGACUGUUAAGCCAAGUCCAAAAGAAUAUUCAGACGACGAAUCUGAUGACGAAAUAGAUAUUCCAAAACCGCAAGACAAACCUAUUAGCCAGCUAACUUCUUUGGUAACUUCUGUGACUGGUAGGGAGGAUAAGUCUUCUCUUCAUACUGAAGAAAAACCGAAGUCCCCUGAGAAGAAGGACAUUAAGCCCAGUCUAGUGGAAUAUUCCGACAAUGAAGGCGAUGCCAAAAUUGAGUGUCCUAAGCCCCAAGAGAAGCCUUUAAGUGAACCAAUUCCAAUAGUGACACCCUUCAGUAGUUUCCAUGACGUAAUGUCCAAAGAAGUUAUUUCCUUUAAGGCAGAAGAAAGUUCAACAACAAUUCAAUCAAAUGUUAAGUUCGCAAGCACUACUAUUACAACAGAAGAUACCAAGAUAGUUAUACCGAUUGACUCCCUUUCAAACUUAAAAGACCAUAAGAUCCCAUCCUCAGUAGAUGAAAAACCAAAGUCACCAAGAGAGUCAGGGAAGACUAUUUUAAAAGAGCUUUCAGACGAUGAAAGUGAGAAGGAGUUUGGAAUUACUAAGCCUCACGAAAAGUCUGAUAGCCACCCAAUAUCUUUGGUAACUUCUGUAGCAGAUAAUGGGGGAAAAUCUCCUCUUCAUCCUGAAGAAAAACAGAAGUCGCCUGAGAAGAAGGACGAAAAGAUCCUAGCGAAACCAGACGACAGUUCGCAGUCAGUCAUUGAGACUGUUAAGCCAAGUCCGAAAGAAUAUUCAGACGACGAAUCUGAUGACGAAAUAGAUAUUCCCAAACAACAAGACAAAACUAUUAGCCAGCCAACUUCUUUGGUAACUUCUGUAACAGGUAGUGGGGAUAAGUCUGCUCUUCAUACCGAAGAAAAACCGAAGUCGCCUGAGAAGAAAGACGAAAUGGUCCUAGCUAAACCAGACGACAGUUUCAAAUCAGUCAUUGAGACUGUUAAGCCAAGUCCAAAAGAAUAUUCGGACGACGAAUCUGAUUACGAGAUAGAUAUUCCCAAACCACAAGACAAACCUAUUAGCCAGCCAACUUCUUUGGUAACUUCUGUGACUGGUAGGGAGGAUAAGUCUCCUCUUCAUGCCGAAGAAAAACCGAAGUCGCCUGAGAAGAAAGACGAAAUGGUCCUAGCUAAACCAGACGACAGUUUCAAAUCAGUCAUUGAGACUGUUAAGCCAAGUCCAAAAGAAUAUUCGGACGACGAAUCUGAUGACGAUAUAGAUAUUCCCAAACCACAAGACAAACCUAUUAGCCAGCCAACUUCUUUGGUAACUUCUGUAACAGGUAGUGGGGAUAAGUCUGCUCUUCAUGCCGAAGAAAAACCGAAGUCGCCUGAGAAGAAAGACGAAAUGGUCCUAGCUAAACCAGACGACAGUUUCAAAUCAGUCAUUGAGACUGUUAAGCCAAGUCCAAAAGAAUAUUCGGACGACGAAUCUGAUGACGAUAUAGAUAUUCCCAAACCACAAGACAAACCUAUUAGCCAGCCAACUUCUUUGGUAACUUCUGUAACAGGUAGUGGGGAUAAGUCUGCUCUUCAUACCGAAGAAAAAACGAAGUCGCCUGAGAAGAAAGACGAAAAGGUCCUAGCUAAACCAGACGACAGUUUCAAAUCAGUCAUUGAGACUGUUAAGCCAAGUCCAAAAGAAUAUUCGGACGAUGAAUCUGAUUACGAGAUAGAUAUUCCCAAACCACAAGACAAACCUAUUAGCCAGCCAACUUCUUUGGUAACUUCUGUGACUGGUAGGGAGGAUAAGUCUCCUCUUCAUGCCGAAGAAAAACCGAAGUCGCCUGAGAAGAAAGACGAAAAGGUCCUAGCUAAACCAGACGACAGUUUCAAAUCAGUCAUUGAGACUGUUAAGCCAAGUCCAAAAGAAUAUUCGGACGACGAAUCUGAUGACGAUAUAGAUAUUGCCAAACCACAAGACAAACCUAUUAGCCAGCCAACUUCUUUGGUAACUUCUGUAACAGGUAGUGGGGAUAAGUCUGCUCUUCAUGCCGAAGAAAAACCGAAGUCGCCUGAGAAGAAAGACGAAAAGGUCCUAGCUAAACCAGACGACAGUUUCAAAUCAGUCAUUGAGACUGUUAAGCCAAGUCCAAAAGAAUAUUCGGACGACGAAUCUGAUGACGAUAUAGAUAUUGCCAAACCACAAGACAAACCUAUUAGCCAGCCAACUUCUUUGGUAACUUCUGUAACAGGUAGUGGGGAUAAGUCUGCUCUUCAUGCCGAAGAAAAACCGAAGUCGCCUGAGAAGAAAGACGAAAAGGUCCUAGCUAAACCAGACGACAGUUUCAAAUCAGUCAUUAAGAGUGUUAAGCCAAGUCCGAAAGAAUAUUCAGACGACGAAUCUGAUGACGAAAUAGAUAUUCCCAAGCAACAAGACAAAACUAUUAGCCAGCCAACUUCUUUGGUAACUUCUGUAACAGGUAGUGGGGAUAAGUCUCCUCUUCAUACCGAAGAAAAACCGAAGUCGCCUGAGAAGAAAGACAAAAUGGUCCUAGCGAAACCAGACGACAGUUCCAAGUCAGUAUUUGUUACUGUUAAGCCAAGUCCCAAAGAAUAUUCAGACGACGAAUCUGAUGACGAAAUAGAUAUUCCAAAACCACAAGACAAACCUAUUAGCCAGCCAACUUCUUUGGUAACUUCUGUAACAGGUAGUGGGGAUAAGUCUGCUCUUCAUACCGAAGAAAAACCGAAGUUGCCUGAGAAGAAAGACGAAAAGGUCCUAGCUAAACCAGACGACACUUUCAAAUCAGUCAUUGAGACUGUUAAGCCAAGUCCAAAAGAAUAUUCGGACGACGAAUCUGAUGACGAUAUAGAUAUUCCCAAACCACAAUACAAACCAAUUAGCCAGCCAACUUCUUUGGUAACUUCUGUAACAGGUAGUGGGGAUAAGUCUGCUCUUCAUACCGAAGAUAAACCGAAGUCGCCUGAGAAGAAAGAAGAAAAGGUCCUAGCUAAACCAGACGACAGUUUCAAAUCAGUCAUUGAGACUGUUAAGCCAAGUCCCAAAGAAUAUUCAGACGACGAAUCUGAUGACGAAAUAGAUAUUCCAAAACCGCAAGACAAACCUAGUAGCCAGCCAACUUCUUUCGUAACUUCUGUAACUGGUAGGGAGGAUAUGUCUCCUCUUCAUGCCGAAGAAAAACCGAAGUCGCCUGAGAAGAAAGACGAAAAGGUCCUAGCUAAACCAGACGACAGUUCCAAGUCAGUAUUUGUUACUGUUAAGCCAAGUCCCAAAGAAUAUUCAGACGACGAAUCUGAUUACGAGAUAGAUAUUCCAAAACCACAAGACAAACGUAUUAGCCAGCCAACUUCUUUGGUAACUUCUGUGACUGGUAGGGAGGAUAAGUCUCCUCUUCAUACUGAAGAAAAACCGAAGUCCCCUGAGAAGAAGGACAUUAAGCCCAGUCUAGUGGAAUAUUCCGACAAUGAAGGCGAUGCCAAAAUUGAGUGUCCUAAGCCCCAAGAGAAGCCUUUAAGUGAACCAAUUCCAGUAGUGACACCCUUCAGUAGUUUCCAUGACGUAAUGUCCAAAGAAGUUAUUUCCUUUAAGGCAGAAGAAAGUUCAACAACAAUUCAAUCAAAUGUUAAGUUCGCAAGCACUACUAUUACAACAGAAGAUACCAAGAUAGUUAUACCGAUUGACUCCCUUUCAAACUUAAAAGACGAUAAGAUCCCAUCCUCAGUAGAUGAAAAACCAAAGUCACCAAGAGAGUCAGGGAAGACUAUUUUAAAAGAGCUUUCGGACGAUGAAAGUGAGAAGGAGUUUGGAAUUACUAAGCCUCACGAAAAGUCUGAUAGCCACCCAAUAUCUUUGGCAACUUCUGUAGCAGAUAAUGGGGGAAAAUUUCCUCUUCAUCCUGAAGAAAAACAGAAGUCGCCUGAGAAGAAGGACGAAAAGGUCCUAGCGAAACCAGACGACAGUUCGCAGUCAGUUAUUGAGACUGUUAAGCCAAGUCCGAAAGAAUAUUCAGACGACGAAUCUGAUGACGAAAUAGAUAUUCCCAAACAACAAGACAAAACUAUUAGCCAGCCAACUUCUUUGGUAACUUCUGUAACAGGUAGUGGGGAUAAGUCUGCUCUUCAUGCCGAAGAAAAACCGAAGUCGCCUGAGAAGAAAGACGAAAUGGUCCUAGCUAAACCAGACGACAGUUUCAAAUCAGUCAUUGAGACUGUUAAGCCAAGUCCAAAAGAAUAUUCGGACGACGAUUCUGAUGACGAUAUAGAUAUUCCCAAACCACAAGACAAACCUAUUAGCCAGCCAACUUCUUUGGUAACUUCUGUAACAGGUAGUGGGGAUAAGUCUGCUCUUCAUACCGAAGAGAAAACGAAGUCGCCUGAGAAGAAAGACGAAAAGGUCCUAGCUAAACCAGACGACAGUUUCAAAUCAGUCAUUGAGACUGUUAAGCCAAGUCCAAAAGAAUAUUCGGACGACGAAUCUGAUUACGAGAUAGAUAUUCCCAAACCACAAGACAAACCUAUUAGCCAGCCAACUUCUUUGGUAACUUCUGUGACUGGUAGGGAGGAUAAGUCUGCUCUUCAUGCCGAAGAAAAACCGAAGUCGCCUGAGAAGAAAGACGAAAUGGUCCUAGCUAAACCAGACGACAGUUUCAAAUCAGUCAUUGAGACUGUUAAGCCAAGUCCAAAAGAAUAUUCGGACGACGAAUCUGAUGACGAUAUAGAUAUUCCCAAACCACAAGACAAACCUAUUAGCCAGCCAACUUCUUUGGUAACUUCUGUAACAGGUAGUGGGGAUAAGUCUGCUCUUCAUGCCGAAGAAAAACCGAAGUCGCCUGAGAAGAAAGACGAAAUGGUCCUAGCUAAACCAGACGACAGUUUCAAAUCAGUCAUUGAGACUGUUAAGCCAAGUCCAAAAGAAUAUUCGGACGACGAAUCUGAUGACGAUAUAGAUAUUCCCAAACCACAAGACAAACCUAUUAGCCAGCCAACUUCUUUGGUAACUUCUGUAACAGGUAGUGGGGAUAAGUCUGCUCUUCAUACCGAAGAAAAAACGAAGUCGCCUGAGAAGAAAGACGAAAAGGUCCUAGCUAAACCAGACGACAGUUUCAAAUCAGUCAUUGAGACUGUUAAGCCAAGUCCAAAAGAAUAUUCGGACGAUGAAUCUGAUUACGAGAUAGAUAUUCCCAAACCACAAGACAAACCUAUUAGCCAGCCAACUUCUUUGGUAACUUCUGUGACUGGUAGGGAGGAUAAGUCUCCUCUUCAUGCCGAAGAAAAACCGAAGUCGCCUGAGAAGAAAGACGAAAAGGUCCUAGCUAAACCAGACGACAGUUUCAAAUCAGUCAUUGAGACUGUUAAGCCAAGUCCAAAAGAAUAUUCGGACGACGAAUCUGAUGACGAUAUAGAUAUUGCCAAACCACAAGACAAACCUAUUAGCCAGCCAACUUCUUUGGUAACUUCUGUAACAGGUAGUGGGGAUAAGUCUGCUCUUCAUGCCGAAGAAAAACCGAAGUCGCCUGAGAAGAAAGACGAAAAGGUCCUAGCUAAACCAGACGACAGUUUCAAAUCAGUCAUUGAGACUGUUAAGCCAAGUCCAAAAGAAUAUUCGGACGACGAAUCUGAUGACGAUAUAGAUAUUGCCAAACCACAAGACAAACCUAUUAGCCAGCCAACUUCUUUGGUAACUUCUGUAACAGGUAGUGGGGAUAAGUCUGCUCUUCAUGCCGAAGAAAAACCGAAGUCGCCUGAGAAGAAAGACGAAAAGGUCCUUGCUAAACCAGACGACAGUUUCAAAUCAGUCAUUAAGAGUGUUAAGCCAAGUCCGAAAGAAUAUUCAGACGACGAAUCUGAUGACGAAAUAGAUAUUCCCAAGCAACAAGACAAUACUAUUAGCCAGCCAACUUCUUUGGUAACUUCUGUAACAGGUAGUGGGGAUAAGUCUCCUCUUCAUACCGAAGAAAAACCGAAGUCGCCUGAGAAGAAAGACAAAAUGGUCCUAGCGAAACCAGACGACAGUUCCAAGUCAGUAUUUGUUACUGUUAAGCCAAGUCCCAAAGAAUAUUCAGACGACGAAUCUGAUGACGAAAUAGAUAUUCCAAAACCACAAGACAAACCUAUUAGCCAGCCAACUUCUUUGGUAACUUCUGUAACAGGUAGUGGGGAUAAGUCUGCUCUUCAUACCGAAGAAAAACCGAAGUUGCCUGAGAAGAAAGACGAAAAGGUCCUAGCUAAACCAGACGACACUUUCAAAUCAGUCAUUGAGACUGUUAAGCCAAGUCCAAAAGAAUAUUCGGACGACGAAUCUGAUGACGAUAUAGAUAUUCCCAAACCACAAUACAAACCAAUUAGCCAGCCAACUUCUUUGGUAACUUCUGUAACAGGUAGUGGGGAUAAGUCUGCUCUUCAUACCGAAGAUAAACCGAAGUCGCCUGAGAAGAAAGAAGAAAAGGUCCUAGCUAAACCAGACGACAGUUUCAAAUCAGUCAUUGAGACUGUUAAGCCAAGUCCCAAAGAAUAUUCAGACGACGAAUCUGAUGACGAAAUAGAUAUUCCAAAACCGCAAGACAAACCUAGUAGCCAGCCAACUUCUUUCGUAACUUCUGUAACUGGUAGGGAGGAUAAGUCUCCUCUUCAUGCCGAAGAAAAACCGAAGUCGCCUGAGAAGAAAGACGAAAAGGUCCUAGCUAAACCAGACGACAGUUCCAAGUCAGUAUUUGUUACUGUUAAGCCAAGUCCCAAAGAAUAUUCAGACGACGAAUCUGAUUACGAGAUAGAUAUUCCAAAACCACAAGACAAACGUAUUAGCCAGCCAACUUCUUUGGUAACUUCUGUGACUGGUAGGGAGGAUAAGUCUCCUCUUCAUACUGAAGAAAAUCCGAAGUCCCCUGAGAAGAAGGACAUUAAGCCCAGUCUAGUGGAAUAUUCCGACAAUGAAGGCGAUGCCAAAAUUGAGUGUCCUAAGCCCCAAGAGAAGCCUUUAAGUGAACCAAUUCCAGUAGUGACACCCUUCAGUAGUUUCCAUGACGUAAUGUCCAAAGAAGUUAUUUCCUUUAAGGCAGAAGAAAGUUCAACAACAAUUCAAUCAAAUGUUAAGUUCGCAAGCACUACUAUUACAACAGAAGAUACCAAGAUAGUUAUACCGAUUGACUCCCUUUCAAACUUAAAAGACGAUAAGAUCCCAUCCUCAGUAGAUGAAAAACCAAAGUCACCAAGAGAGUCAGGGAAGACUAUUUUAAAAGAGCUUUCGGACGAUGAAAGUGAGAAGGAGUUUGGAAUUACUAAGCCUCACGAAAAGUCUGAUAGCCACCCAAUAUCCUUGGCAACUUCUGUAGCAGAUAAUGGGGGAAAAUUUCCUCUUCAUCCUGAAGAAAAACAGAAGUCGCCUGAGAAGAAGGACGAAAAGGUCCUAGCGAAACCAGACGACAGUUCGCAGUCAGUUAUUGAGACUGUUAAGCCAAGUCCGAAAGAAUAUUCAGACGACGAAUCUGAUGACGAAAUAGAUAUUCCCAAACAACAAGACAAAACUAUUAGCCAGCCAACUUCUUUGGUAACUUCUGUAACAGGUAGUGGGGAUAAGUCUGCUCUUCAUGCCGAAGAAAAACCGAAGUCGCCUGAGAAGAAAGACGAAAUGGUCCUAGCUAAACCAGACGACAGUUUCAAAUCAGUCAUUGAGACUGUUAAGCCAAGUCCAAAAGAAUAUUCGGACGACGAUUCUGAUGACGAUAUAGAUAUUCCCAAACCACAAGACAAACCUAUUAGCCAGCCAACUUCUUUGGUAACUUCUGUAACAGGUAGUGGGGAUAAGUCUGCUCUUCAUACCGAAGAGAAAACGAAGUCGCCUGAGAAGAAAGACGAAAAGGUCCUAGCUAAACCAGACGACAGUUUCAAAUCAGUCAUUGAGACUGUUAAGCCAAGUCCAAAAGAAUAUUCGGACGACGAAUCUGAUUACGAGAUAGAUAUUCCCAAACCACAAGACAAACCUAUUAGCCAGCCAACUUCUUUGGUAACUUCUGUGACUGGUAGGGAGGAUAAGUCUCCUCUUCAUGCCGAAGAAAAACCGAAGUCGCCUGAGAAGAAAGACGAAAUGGUCCUAGCUAAACCAGACGACAGUUUCAAAUCAGUCAUUGAGACUGUUAAGCCAAGUCCAAAAGAAUAUUCGGACGACGAAUUUGAUGACGAUAUAGAUAUUCCCAAACCACAAGACAAACCUAUUAGCCAGCCAACUUCUUUGGUAACUUCUGUAACAGGUAGUGGGGAUAAGUCUGCUCUUCAUGCCGAAGAAAAACCGAAGUCGCCUGAGAAGAAAGACGAAAUGGUCCUAGCUAAACCAGACGACAGUUUCAAAUCAGUCAUUGAGACUGUUAAGCCAAGUCCAAAAGACUAUUCGGACGACGAAUCUGAUGACGAUAUAGAUAUUCCCAAACCACAAGACAAACCUAUUAGCCAGCCAACUUCUUUGGUAACUUCUGUAACAGGUAGUGGGGAUAAGUCUGCUCUUCAUACCGAAGAAAAAACGAAGUCGCCUGAGAAGAAAGACGAAAAGGUCCUAGCUAAACCAGACGACAGUUUCAAAUCAGUCAUUGAGACUGUUAAGCCAAGUCCCAAAGAAUAUUCAGACGACGAAUCUGAAUACGAAAUAGAUAUUCCAAAACCGCAAGACAAACCUAUUAGCCAACCAACUUCUUUGGUAACUUCUGUGACUGGUAGGGAGGAUAAGUCUCCUCUUCAUACCGAAGAAAAAACGAAGUCGCCUGAGAAGAAAGACGAAAAGGUCCUAGCUAAACCAGACGACAGUUUCAAAUCAGUCAUUGAGACUGUUAAGCCAAGUCCCAAAGAAUAUUCAGACGACGAAUCUGAAUACGAAAUAGAUAUUCCAAAACCGCAAGACAAACCUAUUAGCCAACCAACUUCUUUGGUAACUUCUGUGACUGGUAGGGAGGAUAAGUCUCCUCUUCAUACUGAUGAAAAACCGAAGUCUCCUGAGAAGAAGGACAUUAAGCCCAGUCUAGUGGAAUAUUCCGACAAUGAAGGCGAUGCCAAAAUUAAGUGUCCUAAGCCCCAAGAGAAGCCUUUAAGUGAACCAAUUCCAAUAGUGACACCCUUCAGUAGUUUCCAUGACGUAAUGUCCAAAGAAGUUAUUUCCUUUAAGGCAGAAGAAAGUUCAACAACAAUUCAAUCAAAUGUUAAGUUCGCAAGCACUACUAUUACAACAGAAGAUACCAAGAUAGUUAUACCGAUUGACUUCCUUUCAAACUUAAAAGACGAUAAGAUCCCAUCCUCAGUAGAUGAAAAACCAAAGUCACCAAGAGAGUCAGGGAAGACUAUUUUAAAAGAGCUUUCGGACGAUGAAAGUGAGAAGGAGUUUGGAAUUACUAAGCCUCACGAAAAGUCUGAUAGCCACCCAAUAUCUUUGGUAACUUCUGUAGCAGAUAAUGGGGGAAAAUCUCCUCUUCAUCCUGAAGAAAAACAGAAGUCGCCUGAGAAAAAGGACGAAAAGGUCCAAGCGAAACCAGACGACAGUUCGCAGUCAGUCAUUGAGACUGUUAAGCCAAGUCCGAAAGAAUAUUCAGACGACGAAUCUGAUGACGAAAUAGAUAUUCCCAAACAACAAGACAAAACUAUUAGCCAGCCAACUUUUUUGGUAACUUCUGUAACAGGUAGUGGGGAUAAGUCUGCUCUUCAUACCGAAGAAAGACCGAAGUCGCCUGAGAAGAAAAACGAAAAGGUCCUAGCUAAACCAGACGACAUUUUCAAAUCAGUCAUUGAGACUAUUAAGCCAAGUCCAAGAGAAUAUUCGAACGACGAAUCUGAUAACGAUAUAGAUAUUCCCAAACCACAAGACAAACCUAUUAGCCAGCCAACUUCUUUGGUAACUUCUGUGACUGGUAGUGAGGAAAAGUCUCCUCUUCAUACCGAAGAAAAACCGAAGUCGCCUGAGAAUAAAGACGAAAUGGUCCUAGCGAAACCAGACGACAGUUUCAAAUCAGUCAUUGAGACUGUUAAGCCAAGUCCCAAAGAAUAUUCAGACGACGAAUCUGAUGACGAAAUAGAUAUUCCAAAACCACAAGACAAACCUAUUAGCCAGCCAACUUCUUUGGUAACUUCUGUGACUGGUAGGGAGGAUAAGUCUCCUCUUCAUACCGAAGAAAAACCGAAGUCGCCUGAGAAUAAAGACGAAAUGGUCCUAGCGAAACCAGACGACAGUUUCAAAUCAGUCAUUGAGACUGUUAAGCCAAGUCCAAGAGAAUAUUCGGACGACGAAUCUGAUAACGAUAUAGAUAUUCCCAAACCACAAGACAAACCUAUUAGCCAGCCAACUUCUGUGAGUGGUAGGGUGGAUAAGGCUCUUCAUCAUCCUGAAGAAAAACCGAAGUCGCCUGAGAUGAAGGACGAAAAGGUCCUAGCGAAACCAGACGAUAGUUUCAAAUCAGUCAUUGAUACUGUUACGCCAAGUCCAAAAGAAUAUUUACACGACGAAUCUGAUGACGAAAUAGAUAUUCCCAAACCACAAGACAAACCUAUUAGCCAGCCAACUUCUUUGGUAACUUCCGUGACUGGUAGUGAGGAUAAGUCUCCUCCUCAUCCUGAAGAAAACCCGAAGUCACCAGAGAAGAAAGACGAAAAGGUUCUAGCGAAACCAGACGAUAGUUCCAAGUCAGUAUUUGAGACUGUAAAGCCAAGUCCCAAAGAAUGGUCGGACGACGAAUCUGAUGACGAAAUAGAUAUUCCCAAACCACAAGACAAACCUAUUUUCCAGCCAACUUCUUUGGUAACUUCUGUGACUGGUAGUGAGGAUAAGUCUCCUCUUCAUACUGAAGAAAAGGUCCUAGCGAAACCAGAGGACAGUUCCAAGUCAGUAUUUGAGACGGUUAAGACAAGUCCCAAAGAAUAUUCGGACGACGAAUCUGAUAACGAAAUAGAUAUUCCCAAACCACAAGACAAACAUAUUAGCCACCCAAUAUCUUUGGUAACUUCUGUGACUGGUAGUGAGGAUAACUCUCUUCUUCAUCCUGAAGAAAGCCCGAAGUCGCCUGAGAUGAAGGACGAAAAGGUCCUAGCGAAACCAGACGAUAGUUUCAAAUCAGUCAUUGAUACUGUUACGCCAAGUCCGAAAGAAUAUUUACACGACGAAUCCGUUGACGAAAUAGAUAUUCCCAAACCACAAGACAAACCUAUUAGCCAGCCAACUUCCUUAGUAACUUCUGUGACUGGUAGUGAGGAUAAAUCUCCUCUUCAAACUGAAGAAAAGGUCCUAGCGAAACCAAAGGACAGUUCCAAGUCAGUAUUUGAGACGGUUAAGACAAGUCCCAAAGAAUAUUCGGACGACGAAGCUGAUAACGAAAUAGAUUUUCCCAAACCACAAGACAAACCUAUUAGCCACCCAAUAUCUUUGGUAACUUCUGUGACUGGUAGUGAGGAUAACUCUCUUCUUCAUCCUGAAGAAAACCCGAAGUCGCCUAAAAAGAAGAAAGACGAAAAGGUCCUAGCGAAGCCAGACGAUAGUUCCAAGUCAGAACUUGAGACUGUUAAGCCAAGUCCCAAAGAAUAUUCGGACGACGAAUCUGAUAACGAAAUAGAUAUUCCCAAACCACAAGACAAACCUAUUAGCCAGCCAACUUCUUUAGUAACUUCUGUGACUGGUAGUGAGGAUAAAUCUCCUCUUCAUACUGAAGAAAAGGUCCUAGCGAAACCAAAGGACAGUUCCAAGUCAGUAUUUGAGACGGUUAAGACAAGUCCCAAAGAAUAUUCGGACGACGAAUCUGAUAACGAAAUAGAUAUUCCCAAACCACAAGACAAACCUAUUAGCCACCCAAUAUCUUUGGUAACUUCUGUGACUGGUAGUGAGGAUAACUCUCUUCUUCAUCCUGAACAAAGCCCGAAGUCGCCUGAGAUGAAGGACGAAAAGGUCCUAGCGAAACCAGACGAUAGUUUCAAAUCAGUCAUUGAUACUGUUACGCCAAGUCCGAAAGAAUAUUUACACGACGAAUCUGUUGACGAAAUAGAUAUUCCUAAACCGCAAGACAAACCUGUUAGCCAGCCAACUUCUUUGGUAACUUCUGUGACUGGUAGUGAGGAUAAAUCUCCUCUUCAUACUGAAGAAAAGGUCCUUGCAAAACCAGACGACAGUUCCAAGUCAGUAUUUGAGACUGUUAAGCCAAGUCCCAAAGAAUAUUCGGACGACGAAUCUGAUGACGAAAUAGAUAUUCCCAAACCACAAGACAAACCUAUUUUCCAGCCAACUUCUUUGGUAACUUCUGUGACUGGUAGUGAGGAUAAAUCUCUUCUUCAUCCUGAAGAAAACCCGAAGUCGCCAGAGAAGAAAGACGAAAAGGUCCUAGCGAAACCAGACGAUAGUUCCAAGUCAGUAUUUGAGACUGUAAAGCCAAGUCCCAAAGAAUAUUCGGACGACGAAUCUGAUUACGAAAUAGAUAUUCCCAAACCACAAGACAAACCUAUUUUCCAGCCAACUUCUUUGGUAACUUCUGUGACUGGUAGUGAGGAUAAGUCUCCUCCUCAUACCGAAGAAAAACCGAAAUCGCAUGAGAUAGAAAACCCGAAGUCGCCUGAGAAGAAAGACGAAAAGGUCCUAGCUAAACCUGACGACAUUUUCAAAUCAGUCAUUGAGACUGUUAAGCCAAGUCCCAAAGAAUAUUUAGACGACGAAUCUGAUGACGAAAUAGAUAUUCUCAAACCACAAGACAAACCUAUUAGUCAGCCAACUUCUUUGGUAACUUCUGUGACUGGUAGUGAGGAUAAAUCUCCUCUUCAUACUGAAGAAAAGGUCCUAGCUAAACCAGACGACAGUUUCAAAUCAGUCAUUAAGACUUUAAAGCCAAGUCCCAAAGAAUAUUCGGACGACGAAUCUGAUAACGAAAUAGAUAUUCCCAAACCACAAGACAAACCUAUUAGCCACCCAAUAUCUUUGGUAACUUCUGUGACUGGUAGUGAGGAUAACUCUCUUCUUCAUACUGAAGAAAACCCGAAGUCGCCUGAGAAGAAAGACGAAAAGGUCCUAGCGAAACCAAACGAUAGUUCCAAGUCAGUACUUGAGACUGUUAAGCCAAGUCCCAAAGAAUAUUCGGACGACGAAUCUGAUGACGAAAUAGAAAUUCCUAAACCGCAAGACAAACCUGUUAGCCAGACAACUUCUUUGGUAACUUCUGUGACUGGUAGUGAGGAUAAGUCUCCUCUUCAUACCGAAGAAAAACCGAAGUCGCCUGAGAAGAAAGACGAAAAGGUCCUAGCGAAACCAGACGACAGUUCCAAGUCCGUAUUUGAGACUGUCAAGCCAAGUCCCAAAGAAUAUUCGGACGACGAAUCUGAUGACGAAAUAGAAAUUCCUAAACCGCAAGACAAACCUGUUAGCCAGACAACUUCUUUGGUAACUUCUGUGACUGGUAGUGAGGAUAAAUAUCCUCUUCAUACUGAAGAAAAGGUCCUAGCUAAACCAGACGACAGUUUCAAAUCAGUCAUUAAGACUGUAAAGCCAAGUCCCAAAGAAUAUUCGGACGACGAAUCUGAUAACGAAAUAGAUAUUCCCAAACCACAAGACAAACCUAUUAGCCACCCAAUAUCUUUGGUAACUUCUGUGACUGGUAGUGAGGAUAAGUCUCCUCUUCAUACCGAAGAAAAACCGAAGUCGCCUGAGAAGAAAGACGAAAAGGUCCUAGCGAAACCAGACGACAGUUCCAAGUCCGUAUUUGAGACUGUCAAGCCAAGUCCCAAAGAAUAUUCGGACGACGAAUCUGAUGACGAAAUAGAUAUACCCAAACCACAAGACAAACCUGUUAGCCAGACAACUUCUUUGGUAACUUCUGUGACUGGUAGUGAGGAUAAAUAUCCUCUUCAUACUGAAGAAAAGGUCCUAGCGAAACCAAACGACAGUUCCAAGUCUGUAUUUGAGACUGUUAAGCCAAGUCCCAAAGAAUAUUCGGACGACGAAUCUGAUGACGAAAUAGAUAUUCCCAAACCACAAGACAAACCUAUUAGCCAACCAACUUCUUUGGUAACUUCUGUAACAGGUAGUGAGGAUAAGUCUCCUCUUCAUACUGAAGAAAAACUUAAGUCGCCUGAGAAGAAAGACGAAAAGAUCCCAGCGAAACCAGACGACAGUUUCAAGUCAGUCAUUGAGACUGUUAAGCCAAGUCCCAAAGAAUAUUCAGACGACGAAUCUGAUGACGAAAUAGAUAUUCCAAAACCACAAGACAAACCUAUUAGCCAGCCAACUUCUUUGGUAACUUCUGUGACUGGUAGGGAGGAUAAGUCUCCUCUUCAUACCGAAGAAAAACCGAAGUCGCCUGAGAAUAAAGACGAAAUGGUCCUAGCGAAACCAGACGAUAGUUCCAAGUCAGUAUUUGAGACUGUUAAGCCAAGUCCCAAAGAAUAUUCGGACGACGAAUCUGAUGACGAAAUAGAUAUUCCCAAACCACAAGACAAACCUAUUAGCCACCCAAUAUCUUUGGUAACUUCUGUGACUGGUAGUGAGGAUAAGUCUCUUCUUCAUCCUGAAGAAAACCCGAAGUCGCCUGAGAAGAAAGACGAAAAGGUCCCAGCGAAACCAGACGACAGUUUCAAGUCAGUCAUUGAGACUGUUAAGCCCAGUCUAGUGGAAUAUUCCGACAAUAAAGGCGAUGCCAAAAUUAAGUGUCCUAAGCCCCAAGAGAAGCCUUUUAGUGAACCAAUUCCAGUAGUGACACCCUUUACUAGUUUACAUGACGUAAUGUCCAAAGAAGUUAUUUCCUUCAAGGCAGCAGAAAGUUCAAAAACAAUUCAAACAAAUAUUAAGUUUGCAAGCAGUACUAUAACAACAGAAGAUACCAAGAUAGUUAUACCGGUUGAUUCGAUAUUAAACUUGAAAGACGAUAACAUCCCAACCUCAGUAGAUGACAAAUCAAUGUCAGUAAAGCCUAUUGUGAACGAGUAUUCGGACGAUGAAAGUGACGAAGAGUGUGGAAUUACUAAACCUAUUUCUGGCGUAUGUCCUAAAAUAAAUACACCCAUUAUGUCAGAGGGAAAUUCAACCCCAGUUCAAACCGAUUCAAAAUCAGCAACCACUUGUGGAACAACUUUAUAUAUUCAGACAUUUAAGCCAAUAGCCGAGUCUAUUGGUCAGAUGACAUUGGAAACUCCUUGUGGGGUAAAGUCAAAUGCAACUAGUGUCAUUGCACAGAAAUGUCAGAAAACCUAUUUAGAUCAUCAUGCGGGCGUUGAUUUGGUUUCUGAUUCUGAAGAAAAUAGGUCUGUGCAACAGAUUGUGGAGGAUACCAUCAGGGCUGGUAAUGCUGAGGUACAAAAAAUUGUAGACGAAACACUCAAAAGUGUUCAGAAAACCAGAAAUAUUAAAGAUCAGGUAGUAGACGAAGGUCGUUCAGUUGAACAAAUAGUUGAAGACACUCUUAAGAAUGCAAAGUUUAUUCCUGAUAUUCCUACAGAAGAUAAACCGUGUAGCCCACAGCUAAAAGAAACUAAUGCACAAGAAGUUCGUCCGGUUGCUUACUUUGUAAAUUUAGACGAUGAACAGAAAUUAAUAGCUCCAGUUAAAAAGGCACCAGUUAGAGCACAAUCGAAAAAAAUAAUUAAGUCAAAAACGGGGAAAAUAUUAGAGGAGACUCCUGCAAAACCGACGAAUAAGUUUACGAUUAGCAAAAGAGCACUCGCGGUUAGGGAAAAGCCUAGUUCCAAACCAGUUUCUUCAGCAAAGACCACUACUACUCUCAAACAAACUCCGACUAAAAAAACAGUAACAAUGGACAAACCAAAACUAUCGAAUAACACCGAAUCACGACGUUCAGUUACAAGCUCUACUUCAACAACCACCAGUUCAGCUUCCGCUACUAGUCGCGUGAUAAGUGAAAUACACUUCGAGAGAUCAUCAAGUCCUGCUUCAAGUUCCAUUUUCUACGAAAGCAAGCCGCAAGGUGAAGGCAGUCGCUCUACCACGCCAAGACCUAGGGUUAAGACAGAUGUCACACGAAUUCCCUACAAUACCUCACCUCGAUCGUUUAGUCCACAGCUGAAGACCACAAGGGCAGGCAAGAAAGUCGUUAACCAAACUAAAACCACUGUCACUCGAUCUACCAAAGAGCUUACAGAAAAAAGUUCCAAAAAGACUGAGCGAACCGUCAGCCAAGAGCACGUUGAGAAGCGGAAAACUCCGACACCGUCUGCCACCCACAGAUACAUGCAACCCACCCUGGCCCACAGCAUGAGGUACGGUUUGAGUGGCGAAGGCAACAUUGGCCAGAGUGUCUCCACGGCACCCCCAAAGUCGCCGGCACCACCCAAAUCGCCAGCUCCGGCCCUAACUAAAAGUACGCGAAAAACACAAACUGUUACAAGUGCCUUGACAAAGUCCACAACCCAAAUAACGAAACCAAAAAACUCGAUUGCUGAGAAGAAAACAGCGCAGCCCCGUUCCCAGAUUAAAAGAGGCUCACAGAGCGAUAGCAAGGAAUCCCUAAUAAAAAGCACCGACCGCCUAUACAAACGACAAACAUCCAAGGAAAAUAAACUAGCAAACGUGAUAGGCUCAAAGAGCCAAGCAACCAAAAGCAUGAAGACACAAUCAGCUAAUUCAGCCAUGAAACUUGUCUACAAAACUUCCAUAGAAACCGACAACAAGCUUCUGACGAAGACCACAGCCACUAUACAGCGCACCAAAGUUCCGAUUAGCGUGUCUUCCAGUGCAAGGACUGCAGCAAAGCUAAGCAAGAGUGAUGACACCGUCAAGAGACCUCAGGUAGACAAUAAGAAACCAAUAAAGCGAACGGUAAGCAAAGUAAGUGAAUCCAGUGGCUCCAUGUCGACCACAGCUUCGACAUCUACGACCAGAACCGUGCAGAGCUCCAUGGAGCCAAAGCUGCAAAAGAAGAUGAAGGACACGAUGAACGAGUCGAGUUCGAACUCGGGUAGCGGCACCACCAGUGCCAGCGGCUCUUCAAAUAGCACGCGACGAAGUGUGCGAUCCGUUAGCACGGCUAGCCGCAAAACGGACAAGGACUUGACCAACAUCCGGCGAGCAAGUGGAGCGGUUGUUUCGACAUCGACCGUACGGGUGCAUCGGGAACCAACAGCAACCACCAGCGCUGUUAGCACCGUGCUCGUUGAUGACGACUGUGAGGUGAUAACCAUACGUUCCAUUAAAUCAAGCGAUAGUACAAAAAGUUCUACCUCAUCAUCCUCCGGUAGCGGCAGCAACAGUCGCAAGGUGCUAACCAGCGAGGUGUUCACUAAAACCUUCGGCCCCGACAAGCCGCUGGAGGUGGUCUAUCGACAGCCAGAGUUUGAUGUAGAACACCACACGAUCAUGUCUGUGCGCCCGCCCUCCACGACAAGCAGCGAUCAGAGAUGCAUUAACGAGUUCGAUGUCAGUUUCAUCGACACCACCGACUCCAGUCUCUCGGACUCUGUUGCCUUACCCAUGUUAGGCUCCGGUGAUCCUGAUCGUCUGCUGGCCGCCAGUCCCGGUUCGCCCAAGCCCACUCGCAGCCCCCUGGCCCUUAUUGAGGAGACCCUGCGCCGCCAGCAACAGCACCACCAUCAUCAUCAGCAACACUACCACCACAGUAGCGGUGCCAUUGCUGCUGCCCUUGAUCCUUCUCUGUCGAUGCCAGUGGCUUUUGGAGAGAGUCAACUGGAGGCGGAGGCAGGGGUGGAGAAGGGCACAACUUUCAAAGAAACCCUUCAGGAAAAAAAAGUAGACCUAUCCAAUCUGGAUACCGCAAAGAUCUCACAUGAAAUUGGUGAUGUUAAAGUUGGUGGUGGUGAUGAUGAUAGUGAUGGCGAUGGCGAUGGCGAUAGCGGAGAUCUUGUUGCACGCAUUCGCGAGGAAGCCAAUAUUCUGGUGGAUCGCGUGCUCGAAGAAAGUGUCGAGAUCAUUGAGAGUCACGGCCAUCAGGCCAAUGGCCAUGAGAUCGCUAAGCUGGACUACAACUCAGAAAGUGAGAAUUAUGCCAUCACAUGCGACGAUAUCAGCGGCGUCGAUGUUAUCAAAUCGCCCACCAUUGAGUCCAUGUCGGGCAAGUCGUUUGACGACAACAUGAGCUUCACCGACGAGCACAUACAUUUACCCUUGCAUGCCCAGAACACGACCACCACCAUGACAACGACAAUUACCACUCAAUUCCAACAGCAGCAGUCCCAGUCUGCUGUCCCAAGUACAUCGGCGGCAAAAGAUCCGGUUCCAGUUCUCGAAUCCGUACCCGUAUCAUUUCCCGUAGAGAUUAGUCGAAGUCAGGCGGAAGACGAGAGUGCAACGAGAGCCAGGCGCAUUGAUCGAAAGAUCGAGAAACUAUCCACGGACAUGGACGAUGUCAGCGCCAGGUUCGAUGAGGCGUUUGAGAUGUCGGUGCCCGAGGACGAGAUCAGCGCCCUGCAGGGCGACUUUUCCAAACUUAGCUGGGAUGAAAGCGUUUCCCCCACGACCAACACCAUGGCCGAUAUGGCACAAAACCAAAUCACUCCCGAUAACGAUAUCCAAGAUCUCAUCGCAGAAACAGGCGGCGAUUUACCAAACUCAAGUGAAACCGAUACCACUCCCGUACCACCGUCGAAAGAAUCGGAAACCAAAACCGAAACUGAGCCGACGGUAGUAACCAAUGCCUUCACUACCACCAGCCACGAUACACCCACACCAAAACCAAGAGUACUCAAAGCAAACUCCCCCGUCUCCGAAGGCACUGAUAGCACCACCAUUCCUGGCCCAGUGCCGAAGCCCGAAAUACCAAUUGAUAUUAGUUUUGAUGCCGCCGCACCGGUUCCAAAACCCCGUGCUCCCAUUAAGCACACGGAACCCUUUGAAAACCUGGCUGCCCUAGCUGAACAGUCUGAUAGCAUUAGUCUGAGAAGCUUUGAGCUUACAGAGGACAUUUCCAAGACGGACGAGCCCUCCACAGAGCUCUCCAUUCGAUCCCAGCUGCGGGACAUAGUCACAACCACCACCACUGCUUCGGAGGAUCACACCGAAAGCUUCGAGCCAACGAGUGAGAUUUCCGUCGAUGAUGCCGAUACUGAAAAAUCAGAGGGUGCCGAAAAGACCACUAGCUUUUAUAUUGGGGAAUCCAGUCGUAAUGUUAUCAUCAAGACAUCAACACGAUCUGCAAGCGUUACACCGCAAGAAGAGGAAGCUCAGGGCGAAAUUGGCAUUGAUGCUAAAGAUAUUUCCCUAAUGAAAGAGGUAUCCGUUGACUCUGACGAAGCCAACGAUGUUUUCAAGGAGUUCAUCACGAUGAAGCCCGAAGAUCCUACUGCAAUGGACAGCAAGAUAACCAGACAAGGCUCGGAAACCCGGAAUGACAUACUCGAAUUUGAGAAUGCUGAUAAGGACAAGACUGCAGAGCAAAAAAUGUCAAAAGUAACGACCGAGGAGAGCUUGACCACAUCCACCGGCUCCAGCGGUCGAGCCAUCAUUGAAAUUGCACCUUCGAGCAGCGAAGAUCCCGAUGAGUCCAGUAAGGAAAUUCCGGAAAUUGUAAAUACAAUCUCUGAGAAGGCAGCCUCAACUGAUAGAUUCGAAUUGCCCUUGGAAAAAAGUGAGUGGGAGACAUCAGAAAAAGAAAUCCCAAUUGCGGGCAAACAAAAAGUAGUUCACUCGCCUCAGCAACCUCAAGAAACCAGCAUGCAGAGUACGCUUGAUAAGGUUCUCGGAGAUGAAAUCCUGGAGGAAGAACACAGCACUGAGGAUAAGGAGCUGAAGGACUUAAUCCAGGAGACCACUUCCCAACUUGAAACGAGUAACAUGCCUCAGGGAUUUUCAUUUGCAGGUGAGAGCGAAGACAUCUCCUCAUUCAUUGGCAUACCCGAAACAAGCAUGCAGACUUCCACUUUGGAUAGUACUCAGCCUCCAGAAGGUCUGUUCGACACCACAAUCAAGGAGACCCUUAAUAAACAAGCGGCAAUGGCACAUUAUGCCCACGAUGUCUUUGGCAGAGGGGAAAGACGUGAUGACCACGGUUCGCUAGGUUUCAUUUCCACCGGCACAGCCGAGGAGUUGAGCUCCAUGGAAGAACAAAUGGCAAAGGAGGAACAAGCCUCAUUGGGCUUUAUUUCAACUGAAACCGCCGAGGAUUUUAGCUCAAUGGAAGAUUAUUAUUCAGAGAAAUUGGCCGUCGCAAGUGUCGUUGGUGAUGAGGUUGCAACCGAAAAAUCAAUUACAACUAGCACUUUUGAAGAGCUCUCGUCUGAUCAAUCCAUGAAGCCAAUUGAUGCUGUGGUUCAUCGACUUAAAACCGAGACAUCGCCAGACUCCAUGAACCGCUGGUCUAUUCCCGAUGUAGACACCUCCAGCUCAAGCGAGAGCUUCCACAGAAGCUUCGACAAGACGCAAAGUCGACCGUUGUCCUCAGACUUGGAUAACCUUCUGACCACCACAGGCACUGGCACCUCAAGUGAGUACCAAACCGCGCGGGAAUUCACCACCACUGGUCGCACAGAGGGCACCGAAUAUAUUAGUGCAGUCAGCACCCUCGGAAGCAGUAGUUUAGAUUCCCAGUCGGAGACUUCGGCCAAUUUGGCCAGCAUUGAUGUGUCCGAGCUGUCGGAGACAUUGGUGGCCUCCUCUGCUGAUGUCGAUGCCUUUGAGGCCGAAGAGAUGUCGCGUCUGGGCGAUCUUCGUGCCGAUGACGAGGACAGUGAUGAGAGUGUAGAGCUGCCAGGAACUGCCUAUCCGACUAGCGAACAGCAGAGCCUCAUGAAGCGCUCCCAGGAAAUGAUAUUUAAGCCAAAGACCCAGGACGAAGAGCCAUUGCCCGUUCAGGAUGUGCAAAUCGAGGAAUAUCCCAAGGCCAAGGAGGCAGAGCGCACCUGGGGCCUGGCCUAUCCCUUGGAGGAUAGCAAGGUGGAUAGUCCGCGGGAGAGUGAAAAGGGCGAGGACAUCCUGUUGUAUCACGCAGAUCCACGUCGGUCCAUUGACGAGUCCAAGCUGGCAUCCAGCCUAGACGAAGGCAGUAUUCUUUCCGUGAGCAUGUCGAGUACAUCCAACAUUGACACCGUUGUAGAGAACUUUGAUGAUAUAAUCGGAUCUGCCGGUUCUUCUUCCUUGACCGGCAUCGAGGGUUUCCAGUACGGCCAUGAUGAGUCUAUUCCAUCUGCCUCGGUGCCCGAAGACGCCACAUUUAUGCUGGAAAUGGAGAGCAAAGAACAUUCACCGCAGGAUUCGAAUGCCAGUACUCCUCCAGGCGGGGAAUCAAAACGCCGGGGUCACAAGCGUAAUGAGAGCAUUUCGGGAGAUGCCCUAAAAAACUUGGACAAGGAGGUUGCAUUACUGGGCGAAGGCAAGGAAUCAGAGAGCGAAUCUGACACGGAUCCAUACGAAUCGGAAUAUGCCCGCCAGUUCCGUUCCCCCAAAGAACGAAAGAGCAAAAAGAAGAAGCAGGCGGCAGCCGAAAUGGAUCACAGUGGCGAAUUGGAAAAGCGUCCAUUUACACCAUCCCAGUUGGUGGCCGAGGUCAUCGUGGAGGACAGUGUCACCGAGGAGCUAGAGGCCGAGGCAGCAAUGAUCGAGGAGCGCCGUCCUUCUCAGAAUAUGCAGGACUAUUCAAACAUACCCGACAUCAUGGUCACGGAAGACAUCAAAUCGCCCAUCCUGGAGGAAGAGACCGACGAGUUCCCCGAGAAGAUGCUCUACAAAGUGCGCACCGAGGAGGAAUUGCACAAGGCGAGCGACACCUCGGUAUAUCAGAAGGCCAAGGCCGAGGAGAAGGAGCAGGACUUUCAACGUCGAGUGCAGGAACAAUAUCGUCAGAAGCUCGAGGAACUGAAGCGCGCUGAAGUAGGAGCUGAAUACGAUGAUCACAAGGCUCCCGAUUCCCCAGACUCCUUUGAAAUGGUCGAACAACCGGAUAUCUCGGAUGAAUUCGUCAUUAUUGAGGAGGUGGCCAAGGAGGCCAACGAAGUAGAUCUCGGCGGUCAGAGCAUUAAGAUUAAACCGAUUAAGUAUGUGCAAAAGCACGACGAAGAUGUUGAGAAGAUCAUCAUCAAGUCAGCGCCUGCGGAUCCCAAGCUCGGAUCACAGCUCUACAAGGACGACCUGAACUUUGAGUUCGAGGAGAGUCCUCCCACUGGAGCCAGCAGUAGUAGCGAGCAGCAGGAGGAGAGCGAUUCCAGUGAAACUGCAGCUGCCAACAAGCGCUGGGUUGAGAUGCAGUUGACCGACAACCAGCUGCGAUAUCCAUAUGACUUAGCCGGAGCCGUGCUGGAGGACAUUAAAGAGGAGGACGGAGAGUUUGAGGUGGGCAGUAGCCGCAUCAGCAGUUUCAAAGACUCCUUCUCAAGCACCCCCGAAUACGAUGUGGCGGCACGACGCUAUCAUUCCCGUGGUGAGCACGACGAUGUCUCAAUGAGUAGUCUACAGGAGUUUGAGUCCCUGGAGCAAGCCAUUUCCCUAGAGAACCGAAAUCGCACGCACCAAGGUUCUACGGAUUCGAGCAAUGGAAGCUUCACCCGCCGAUAUGUGGUUCGUCACAGUGGCAGUGGAACUGCCCCUGGUGACGAUGUAUCGGUCUCCAGUCUGAAGGACUUCGAGGGUCUCGAGAAUGCCUGCAUUGAAGCCCACCUGAUUGAGAUCAAGGCCAGGGAGGAAGCUGCAUUACUUUCGCGCUCAGAUGAGUCAAAUAAAUCAAAUGGCAGCGAAAAAGGAGCCACGAGUAAUGUUGUGGUGACCAAGGUAACGCGCACCGUAACCCGCACCGAAGUGGUGCCCUCCAGUCAAGUAGAGAGCAUCGAAGCCCUGCUUAAGCAGAAGCUGGAGCGGGAGGAAGGAUCCGUUCAAGGCAAAGUCACCGACAUGAGCACCACUGAGUUGGAUAGCAAGUCUAAGAUCGACAGCCAGGAUUCCGAAAAGGAUAGCAUCGAUAGCAUGGAGAUCAGCAAGAGCCACGACAUGAUGACCAGCAGCAUUGAAAGCUUUGACAUCUCCAAGGACGCCACGACAAGAUCGGACAUUGAUUCCCUGGAGAUCGAUAAGCGACACUCGCGCCAGGAGAGCAUAGAAUCAUUCGGCGAUGAGCAGCUGGAUCUUAUGAGCAAGUUCGUUAGCGGCGGUGGAGUGACACUGGGUGAUGGACUGACCACCACCACGACCACGACUACCACCAGCACGGAUGCCGAUGGGCAUGAACAUACGGUGACCAGGGUGAUAACCACUACAACAAAUGUGGCUGGUGGCAUCCAGGAACUUCCAAUGGACGAGGCCGGUAUGUCGAAGGACGUAUCGGUGGAUUCCUUAAACAUGUGCGUGGAGCAAACAACCAGUUCGGCUGGUACAACGGCCACGUACCAGACUAGCGCUGGUAACUCCCAGAUGUCCGGGAGCGUGACCAGCUGUGCAUCCAGCACUCUCAUGGAGGAUUCGUUCCCUGGUGUGGGUGGCAUGUCGUCGUCGCAAAUGUCGGCCAGUUUUUGGUCACACGAUGAGUCCACGGUGGUCGAGGAUGAAGGACGCGAUCUCGCCAAGAAGCCACACCAAGGCCACUAAACGCUGGAUGGGAUUAGGAGAUAGAGAGGCAGAGAGAAAGAGCGAGAGAGUCAGAAGAAAAGAGAUAUAUAAGAGAUGUCACACGUAAUCCUAUAUGAAAAUGGGGCUUGAACGGUGACUUAGAAUAUUUGGCUAGACAAGGCGCCCUUCUAGACGAAGCACUAAUGAAGGAGUUUCUGGAUGAGGAACGCAUCUUUACCGGCUCUGAACAUCACCGAUUUCAAAUCGAACAGCGAGAGGGAUUUAUUAAUUAGCAAAUUUGACAUUUUCCAUCUACACAGACACACACACAUUUUUAAUGAUAUUGAAGUGCAUACACGAGUUUUUAAAGGCAAAUAUAUAUAUUUUAUAUAUUUAUAAAAACUAUAAAAUCGCAAACAUGAAUAUGAAUACGAAUAUGAAUAUGGCAAAAAUUAGCCGUUCAACGCAUUUUCUUAUUGGCUUUAAUGUUUAAAAAUUUAAAUAAAGUUACGGCAGAAACCGAAAAUCUUUGUGCUAGGCGUUGUAAUGGAAUACACCUUUGCUUUUAAUUUGAUGUAGUUAUUAUAUAUGUACAUGUACGAAGGAAACUUAUUAUUAAAUGAAUCGCUUAUUAUUGUAGUUUAAUUUAAGCAAUUAUACAAACGCAUGUGAAAAAGGGGACGCAAUGAAAUAGUUGAAGCGUGGCAAGUGAAAUGCUUUUAAAGUCUCAUUUUUUUUACCAGAACCAAGCAAAUUUUUUCGCUUGCAUAUUUUAACAGUGAAAUAUACAUAAAUAUACAAUCUGAAAAAGAAUGCAUAGAUCAAAUUUAAACCAUAUACAAACAAGAUAUGAACUUAAUUCACAUAGAAAUACCAAAAAAAAAACAGCCAUUAAGUGUAUCGCUAAUUUUCGUAAUGCACAUCUUGCGUGAACGAGUAUUUGUCAAAGAACCUAAUUAUUGAAAGGAUUUAAUCGUUUUAGCAUCACCACUGUAAUGGAAUAUGAAUAAAAAAAAUAAUAUUUGUGUUAAAAACAUACAAGAAAUAUUGAAUGAAAAAGAAAAACAUUAUUGUAUUGUAAACCCACACGCGUAUGAAUAACCAAAUAAAAUGCUUAAUACAAA
Drosophila santomea is the source of this 41386-nucleotide messenger RNA. RefSeq names its product ankyrin-2. Gene Ontology annotation, biological process: signal transduction. Lineage: Eukaryota; Metazoa; Arthropoda; Insecta; Diptera; Drosophilidae. The transcript has 24 exons. The record is from RefSeq and is a predicted model, not a curated record. Gene Ontology annotation, molecular function: protein binding. Bases 483 to 40301 code for a protein of 13272 amino acids.